CGGCGGCCCCGGGCGGGGCGCGAGGCGCGGAGGGCAGCGCGUGCCGCGGGCGGGGCGGGGGCGCUGAGAACGUUUGCGAAGCAACCGCAGGAAACAAACGGACGGCGACAGAGGGAGGCGGCUGAGCUCACAAUCCCCGACAAUCCCCCUCCCGCCGGGGCCCGCCUGCGCCAUGGAGGGGGGGGCGCAGGAGGAGCCCCCCCGGCAACCGCACCCCCCAGCCGGGAAGGAGGCACCCCGCUUGGAGCACCUCCUCCUGCACCCCCUCACCAGGCAGGGGGGCAGGGAGCCGCACCUCCUGCUCCUGCCCCCCAGGCCGGGGCCCCUCCCUCAGCUCCUGUCCCCCCUCCCCUGGCAGGGCGCCCGCUGCAAGGAGCUGCACCCCCUGAAUGGGCACAGUUCCCCCAGCAAGCAGCUGCCGCCCCCCAUAGCUGCGCUGGGACCUGGGGAGCAGGAGGGGGGGAGUGAGCCCCCCCGGGCCCUGCAGGGGAAAGCAGAGGAGCAGGAGCAAGAGGGCCAGCUGGGGUGCAGCGGCUGCAGCAAGAGAAAGAGGGGCGAGCUCAAGGCCGCUGCAGCCCGACGAGCAGGGAAAGAGGGGACCCAGCUCGCGGCCAGCGGCACUGUCAGGAGAGGAGGGGAUCAAAAAGGGGGGGACGCAGAGGAGAGCCAGAAAGAGGUGAUGGUGAAAGAGACUGGGGGGGACAGCGUGGCCUCGGGGACUGGGAAAGAAGGAGCAAUCAAGGCAGAGCAGGCAGAGGCAGCCAGUGAGGACUGCAAGGGGAGGGCAGAAGCUGUGUCGUCCAAGCCAGCUGGAUCAUGCAGCGGCCCGGCUCACGCCAGCAAAGAUGCCCCUGCGGCUCAGCCGCCUGGUGGGUUCGGAGCCCAGCAUUCUCAAGACCUGAAGCUCCCAUUGACACUCCAUCCAGUACCCUCUGGGACCAGGAUCCAGUUUCAGGGACCUCCGCCUUCUGAGCUGAUCCGAGUGACUAAAGUGCCCCUGGCCCAAGUGCCCCUUAAAAUGCAAUCCUUACUGGAGCCUUCAGUCAAAAUUGAAACUAAGGAUGUGCCCCUCACAGUGCUGCCCUCUGAUGCAGGGAUACCAGAUACCCCAUUUAGCAAAGACAGAAAUGGCCAUGUAAAACGUCCAAUGAAUGCAUUUAUGGUGUGGGCAAGAAUUCACCGGCCGGCACUAGCCAAAGCUAACCCAGCUGCCAAUAAUGCAGAAAUCAGUGUCCAGCUUGGAUUAGAGUGGAACAAACUCACUGAAGAGCAAAAGAAGCCCUAUUAUGAUGAAGCUCAAAAGAUUAAAGAAAAGCACAGAGAGGAAUUUCCUGGCUGGGUUUAUCAACCACGACCUGGCAAAAGAAAGCGCUUCCCAUUGACUGUCACCACUGUAUUUUCCGGCACCUCUCAGAACAUCAUCACUACAAACCCAACCACAAUUUAUCCUUUCCGAUCACCCACUUACUCCGUUGUCAUUCCCAAUGUACAGAACAGUAUUGGACAUCCUGUCUGUGAAGCCCCUUCUACUAUCCAGCUGCCAGCUCCUUCCAUUCAACAUCCAGGUCCAAUUACACUUUUCCAGCCGAGUGUUGGAAGCACCACACCAGUGGCUGUCCCAGCUCCAAAUCUGCCCCUUCACCCUGUAAUUCCGCCACAGCGCUUUGCAGGACCUGCACAGACAGAAGCUCAUCAUGUACCUUCCGGAUCAAGUUGUUCUGUAAAGAGACCUAUCCCAGUUUGCAUUGAGAGCUCCAGCAGGAACCCAAGUAAUGCCAGCACCACUCACUCCAGAUUUCCUGUCUCUAAUAGUCAACCCCCUAAGGAGUACUCGGGUGUUUCUACUUGUCCUAGAAGUGCACCAAUUCCCCAGGCUCCCCCCAUUCCUCACUCACAUCUCUAUCAACCUCCUCCCAUUGGUCAUCCAGCCACUCUCUUUGGAGCUCCUCCUCGAUUUUCGUUUCAUCACCCUUACUUCUUACCUGGACCCCACUACUUCCCAUCAAGCACGUGCCCGUACAGCCGCCCUCCAUUUGGCUAUGGGAAUUUCCCCAGCUCAAUGCCCGAAUGUCUUGGCUUUUACGAAGACCAGUACCAAAAGCACGAGGCUAUGUUUUCUGCUCUGAACAGAGACUAUCCUUUCAGGGAGUACCCAGAUGAGCGCACACAGAGUGAAGAUUCCCGCAGCUGUGAGAGCCUAGAGGGAGUGUCUUAUUACAACAGCCACAGCCAUAGCGAGGAGGAAUAUUUAACCCCCAUGCCACAGCUGGAUAUUGGAGCCUUGGAGAACGUUUUCACAGCAACCCCGUCCACACCCUCCAGCAUCCAGCAAGUCAAUGUGACUGACAGCGAUGAGGAGGAGGAGGGGAAAGUGUUAAGAGAUUUGUAAUUUUUAAACCAAAUGAUAACAAUGCACAGGAGUCUUUUAAAAUAUUAAAUAAACAUUUCAGUCCUAUAA
Molecule: messenger RNA, 2458 nt
Organism: Mauremys reevesii (Reeves's turtle)
Lineage: Eukaryota; Metazoa; Chordata; Testudines; Geoemydidae
Gene: SOX30
Product: SRY-box transcription factor 30
Exons: 5
Coding region: 173-2389 (738 amino acids)
Biological process (GO): regulation of transcription by RNA polymerase II
Cellular component (GO): nucleus
Molecular function (GO): DNA-binding transcription factor activity, RNA polymerase II-specific; sequence-specific double-stranded DNA binding
Source: RefSeq, a predicted model, not a curated record